Capsicum annuum is the source of this 1440-nucleotide messenger RNA. RefSeq lists its product as uncharacterized. Lineage: Eukaryota; Viridiplantae; Streptophyta; Magnoliopsida; Solanales; Solanaceae. The coding region runs from base 105 to 1217 and encodes 370 amino acids. The transcript is spliced from 3 exons. The record is from RefSeq and is a predicted model, not a curated record.
CAUAAAAAGGCAGCCCGGAAUUCAGAAAAAAAAAAAAAACAAUCGGCCUUCUCCUUCUUACCAUACUGUCAUUCUUUUUCUUCUUAUUUACAAGUUGGAAAAUAAUGAAGAGCUCAAAAAUAGUACUGCUGCUGGUGCUAAUGUGCGCCUUUGCCAACAUUUCCUUAGCCGUUCUCGAUGGACUGUUAAAGAAUGGAAACUUUGAAAUGCCCCUAUCGAAAGGGGACCUAAACGGCACUGUGGUUCUAAAGCACAAUGCGAUACCGGAAUGGUCAAUCUCCGGGUUCGUAGAGUACAUAAAAGCAGGCCAAAAACAAGGCGACAUGUUGUUGGUUGUCCCAGAGGGCUACGCCGCCGUCCGACUAGGGAACGAAGCAUCAAUCAAGCAAAUACUCAACGUUACAAAGGGAAUGUACUAUUCCUUAACGUUCAGUGCUGCUAGAACUUGUGCUCAAGAGGAACGUAUUAACGUAUCCGUAACACCCGAUUUUGGAGUGCUGCCUAUCCAAACAUUGUAUAGUAGCAGUGGUUGGGACUCAUAUGCUUGGGCAUUUCAAGCUGAAAUUAGCCGAGUGGAAAUCUUGCUUCAUAAUCCAGGUGUUGAGGAAGAUCCUGCUUGUGGUCCUCUCAUCGAUUCCAUCGCCAUUCGCACUUUAUAUCCUCCUAGGGCCACUAAUCAGAAUUUGUUAAAAAAUGGAGAUUUUGAAGAGGGUCCAUACAUAUUACCAAACACAAGUUGGGGAGUGCUUGUGCCACCAAACAUUGAAGAUGAUCAUUCACCAUUGCCAGCAUGGAUGGUUGAGUCUCUAAAGGCAGUGAAAUACUUAGACUCUGACCAUUUCUCAGUGCCACAUGGCAAGAGAGCCAUAGAGCUUGUUGCUGGUAAAGAGAGCGCCAUUGCCCAGGUUGCAAGAACCACUAUUGGCAAAAUGUAUCAACUUAGUUUCAAAGUUGGAGAUGCAAGCAAUGCUUGUGAAGGUUCCAUGAUUGUUGAGGCCUUUGCUGGAAGGGACACACUUAAAGUCCCUUAUGAGUCUAGGGGUAAAGGUGGAUAUAAGCGCGCUAUCCUCCGUUUCAAGGCCACUGCUAGCCGGACUCGGAUCAUGUUCCUUAGCACCUACUACCACACGAGGAGCGAUGAUUUUGUCUCGCUAUGUGGCCCUGUGGUCGAUGAUGUGACGCUUCUGAGCAUUAGGAGCCAUAAUCGAUUCCUCUGAGGUGUAUUUUGAUGAAAUAGGGUGAAUUUUAUGAGUUAUGGUAUAUGAGUAUAUUUGGUUGUAAUGAAAAAAAGAAGGUGGGAGUUCUAUUUUAUCUUUUCUUUGGCUUGUUUACUACUACUAGUAUUAUCAUAUGUUUUCUAAUGUCUAAUGAAAGGCAAAGAAGUAUAUAUGUAUAUUUUGAUUGGUGUUGAGUGAUUUAUGUAUUACAUUUUGGGUUCGA